AGAUGGCUACGGAUCACGGUCUUCAUACGGUCACCUACCGACCAGGAAAGCGUUCAUGAACGGGGACGUCUAUUAACUCAAGCUCUUCGCUUGAUGUUAAUAUAUACUAAUUUCAUAUGUUGUGAGACUGUUUUAAUAGAUGUAUGCUGAAAGAGCAGCAGACUCGAGCACUGAACUGCACCGCUUUGGCUGGAAAUCCAGGAGAGGAUUUUAAAUAAGAUGGAAAAGACUGAGGAUGUACCUGAACAAAAUAUUUUUUUUAUAUGAGAACAAACUGGGAUAAUUACAUUUAUCUUUUAAUGUUUAAAAAGGGUUCAAAAGCAGAGGCCAAUAGUGCUGCUAUCAGGAAUUGUGCUACAGCCGAUGGGUUAUCCACCCAGUGGUGUCCAGAAGAGCAGUGUCAUCUCAGAGCAUUUUGUAGAUUCACCACUGAAGCUGAUGGUUGAGUCAUCUUCCUCUGGAGGCAGGGGGCUGAGGAAAGAAGACCACCUUCACACAUCACUCAUGUUACAGAUAGACAAGAGAACAUAAUGCAAGGUAUGUUCACCCAUACUAAUACAUCGCAGAGAGAUGAGAGCCAUCUGCAGUGUAGGCAGGACCAUGAUCUCCUGUGUUCUGGUGCUGAAGGUCAGUCUGUUGAAGAACAGAAUCAGCAGGAGUGCCCAGGACAGUCCUGUACCUCUUCAAGUGGCACACAGCUGCCAAAUGGACAUGCAAGCCACAAUGUAAAUGAAGUUCCCAAGUCAUCUCAACCUGCGGGAUGUUUAGACUUUAAUUCUAAAGACAACAAUGUGAUAGCAAAUGGUGAGCUAUCAGAAGACGCCAGGGAUUUGAGUGAUGAAGCCAUAUCAAGUGGGAUUCACAUCAGUACUUCCUUGCCAAGCUCUCAUUCUGAAUUUUCUGUAACACCUCAUGAUGUUGGUAAGAAUAGAACUGUAGGAUCAGAACAUGUUUCGAAUCCCCAGAGUUCAGUGUUUGAGGAAGCCCAUGGAGAUGAAACCAACAGUUCACCUGAAUCAGAACCAUGCUUUAACAAGAACUCCUCAGACAGUCAGUCAGCUGCUAUGACACAUUCUCUCAGGACAUUUUCUUCUAGCACUUUCUUCAACUCUGAUUCCAGACGGAGUCCAGAUGAUGAUGAGACCUUUCCCACUUCAGAUAAACAUGAUGACUUGACAUUCAUGGACGUGACUCUAAAUUCCAGGAACACCUAUGAAAUUAGUCGUUGUCAAAGUGCCCCUGACAACAUUCCUGAUGUGUUGAGUGUUGCUUCCACAGAUCUGACUCGGAAACAGGGCAUCUCCGAGAUCUUUAGCAGAAGUUUGUUCUCCAGAAAGCAAAGAGAGGCCCAGAGUGCACCAGGAUGGAAACUGUUUGGAAAGGUCCCACUGAGGGAGAGCUCCCCCAAAGACUCAAAAACCAUUAAGCAGGAAUGUAACCCAGGCAAUCUCACAUCUAUAUCUACACCCAAUCUCUUAAACUCAGGGGAGUACGAGGCCAAGGGGGCUAAAUCCAGCCAGAGCCCCUCCCUGACCACUCAUGGCCGGCGGAAGAACCUGGAAUUCGAGCCAUCCUCUACCACAGCGCUCAUACUAGAGGACCGCCCGGCAAAUCUUCCUGCUAAAUCGGAGGAGGAAGCCCAGCGCCACCGUCAAGAGUAUGAUGAAAUGGUGGCAGAGGCGAAGAAGAGAGAAUUGAAGGAGGCGCAAAAGAAGAAAAAACAAAUGAAGGAAAGAUUUAAACAAGAGGAGAACAUUGCUUACGCCAUGCUGGUUUGGAACAAUGAGAUCCUUCCCAACUGGGAGAGCAUGCGAGGCACACGGCGUGUGAGAGAUCUGUGGUGGCAGGGUCUGCCGCCCAAUGUGAGGGGUAAAGUUUGGAGUCUGGCCAUCGGGAAUGAACUGAACAUCACCUCAGAAUUGUAUGAGAUCUUUCUCUCAAGAGCCAAGGAGCGCUGGAAGAGCUUCAGGGAGACUGGCAGUGAGAUGGAGUUGGAUGUGGACAGUGGGGCGUCAGUAGCUGACCGUGAGUCCAGUUUGGACCUGAUAAAGCUGGACAUUUCUCGCACAUUUCCUUCACUCUUUAUCUUCCAGAAGGGUGGGCCGUACCAUGAUCUUCUGCACAGUGUGUUGGGUGCUUACACCUGCUACAGACCUGACGUGGGAUAUGUUCAGGGCAUGUCCUUUAUCGCUGCUGUGCUGAUUCUCAAUCUGGAGGAGGCCGACGCUUUUAUUGCCUUUGCCAAUCUCCUCAACAAACCCUGCCAGAUGGCUUUUUUCAGAGUGGACCAUGAGCUGAUGUUGAAGUACUUUGCAGCAUUUGAGGUGUUCUUUGAGGAAAACCUCCCCAGACUUUUUAGUCACUUUAAGAGUUACAACCUCACCCCUGACCUGUACCUGAUCGACUGGAUCUUCACCCUGUACAGCAAGUCUCUGCCGUUAGACGUGGCGUGUCGGGUGUGGGACGUGUUCUGCAGAGACGGGGAGGAGUUCUUGUUCCGCACAGGGCUGGGAAUCCUGCGGCUUUAUGAGGAAGUGCUGCUGCAGAUGGAUUUCAUCCACAUAGCACAGUUCCUCACCAGACUGCCAGAGGACACACCCCCUGAACAUCUCUUCAACUAUAUUGCCAACACCCAGAUGAUCUGCAGCAACAGGAAGUGGACACAGGUGUUUAUUGCCCUAACGAAGGAUAAAGAAAUGGAAAAAACAGCAGUCCUUCAUUGAGAAACUCUUGACUCUUGUUGUUACUCACCAAUUAUAGCUUUCAAAUUGACUUUAAAAGGGACAGUUCACCCAGAAAUGAAAAUGGUCUUAUCAUGGCACCCUCAUGCCAUCCCAGAAGUGGAUGACUUUCUUUCUUCUGCUGAACACAAAUAAUGAUUUUCAGAAGAAUAUCUCAGCUCUGUAUCUCCAAACAAUGCAAAUGAAUUUGACCAAAACUUUGAAGCUCCAAAAAGCACAUAAAGGCAGCAUAAGAGUAAUCUGUAAAACUUCUGAAACGAUCCAAUCCAUUUUGGGUGAGAACAGACCAAAAUGUAGCUCCUUUUUCAUGGUACAUUUUCCCAAGGCACGGUCAUGAUUUCAAUUUGAUUACACUUCCUAGUGCUUGACGCAUGCGCAGAGCGCUAGAUGUCGCUAGGAAGUGGAAUCGAGCUUGAACUCGUGAUCACAAGGGAGACUGCUGAUGUCGUGAUUUUUUUUCUGUUUUCACCCUAAACCAAUUGGAUCGCUUCAGAAUACAUUAAUUUAUAUGAAUUACUUUUAUGCUGCCUUUAUGCUGCCUUUAUAUGCUUUUUGAAACUUCAAAGUUUGGGAAUAUUUUGAGAAAUUCUUCUAAAAAUCUUUGUGUUCUGCAGAAGUAUAAAACGUCAUACACAUCUGGGAAGGCAUGAGGGUGAGUUUAAGAUGAGAUAAUUUUCAUUUUUGGUCAAAUAAUCCUUUUAAAGCAAAUGGAUUGAUUACAACAGAAGAAUUGAAAAGGACUUAUGCACCAUGAAGAAGAAAAUCAAAGUUGAUUAAACUUUGUAACCAUUGCAAGUAUUACUGAAGUUUCAAAAAUAAUUUUAUCAUUCAGUGGAAAUUGCAUCCUUAAAAUGAGAAAAUACUCCACCAGCUUAGUCAUGUACUGUAUCUUGAUACCAGCAUCACUUUAAUGCUUUGUCUUAAAACGUUUCUCUUUAUUGAGACUCAAAUAUAUCAAAUAUAUCAAAUGAACGACUGAUGCAUUUUAAGAAAACAAUUUUAUAUGCUAAAGUUCUUGUUUUGAAGCAUUUCAUUCAGAGUCUGUUAAUGCACUUGUGGUUUUAAUAUUUGAUAUUGACACUAUUAGUAAACUAGGAGUCUGAGAAUAUGUGUAGAAAUAUGUGUAAUGCAGUUAAUAUUGAGCCGAGCAUAUGCUGAAAUAAUGCAUACAAGCAUUUAAGACAUCUUGCUGCUGCUUUUUGAAAGACAAAAUACAACUAUUGUAUCUGUUGAGGUCAACAUCCCACUGUGCAAUUCUUUUAAAACGCUAAUGUGUAGCUUAAACUAAAUCUUACUAAUGUGAGUGUGACAGUAAAGUGCAAAAGCUCUGUGAAUAAUGGAUACCAAGAUGUGUGUAUGGCAGUUAGAUUUAAUAAUACGAUGUGUAAUUAUUUGUCUGUUUGUUUUUUUCUGUGCAAUUAUUUGACCAAAUACUUUGUUUAUCAGGGGAUUUCACCCUAGUUGUGAAUACUAAGUCUGGAAAGAUUGUUUGAUUUGGCUUUAUAUCAUCAACUUGACAAUACUUGAUUUAAAAAUGUAAACUGUAUUAUUAAUUCUGGAUUUGUUUUCUACACACUCCUGGUUUUAUUGUACAGUUUUCAUACUCAAGGAUGAAUUGUAAAUAGAUGACAUGAUACCAUGACAUUCAAAA
Molecule: messenger RNA, 4392 nt
Organism: Xyrauchen texanus (razorback sucker)
Lineage: Eukaryota; Metazoa; Chordata; Actinopteri; Cypriniformes; Catostomidae
Product: TBC1 domain family member 12-like
Exons: 15
Coding region: 531-2723 (730 amino acids)
Source: RefSeq, a predicted model, not a curated record